Hordeum vulgare subsp. vulgare (domesticated barley) is the source of this 1080-nucleotide messenger RNA. RefSeq names its product probable uridine nucleosidase 2. The coding region runs from base 1 to 1080 and encodes 359 amino acids. The transcript has 8 exons. Gene Ontology annotation, molecular function: purine nucleosidase activity. The record is from RefSeq and is a predicted model, not a curated record. Gene Ontology annotation, cellular component: cytosol. NCBI's taxonomy places the organism in Eukaryota, Viridiplantae, Streptophyta, Magnoliopsida, Poales, Poaceae. Gene Ontology annotation, biological process: purine nucleoside catabolic process.
AUGGCCGCCGUCACCAAGAAGAAGAAGGUCAUCAUCGACACCGAUCCAAGGAUCGAUGACGCCAUGGCCAUCUUCGUGGCGCUGAGGUCGCAGGAGCUGGAGGUGGUUGGCCUUACCACCAUCUUUGGCAACGUCUACACCGCCCUCGCCACCCGCAACGUGCGGCACCUCGUCGCUGGAGACCGCUGGAGGACCGACAUCCAUGUCGCAGAGGGUUCCCAUGUAACAAUCAAGAAAGCCACCAAGCUACGGAUUGGGAGCUUCGUCCACGGUUCGGAUGGCCUCGGCAACCAAAACUUCCAUCCGCCGGCCGGCAAGGCGGUGGAGCAGUCCGCCGCCGCCUUCCUUGUCGAGCAGGCGAACCUCUACCCCGGACAAGUAACCGUCGUCGCCCUCGGCCCCCUCACCAACCUCGCGCUGACCGUCCAGCUUGACCCUUCUUUCCCCAAGAAGAUUGGGCAGAUCAUUAUCCUGUGUGGUGCUUAUUCAGUUAAUGGAAAUGUCAACCCUGCAGCUCAGGCAAAUAUAUUUGGCGAUCCUAAUGCGGCUGAUAUAGUUUUUACCUGCGGCGCUGAUAUUUUGGCCAUCGGAAUUAACAUUACGCACCAAGUAAUCCUUUCUGGUAAUUCUCUUGCUGUCCAGAGCUGUUAUUAUACCUUGAUCCCUUUACAAGAAUUCCCAAGUGAUAUUACCAUCCAAUUUGGGGAGAGCAGCUUCAACCUGCAGAGGGAACUGGUGUCGAGGGACAAUGGUGGCUACGACGGCGUGGGCAUGGCGCCCAAGCCCGUGGAUGACUGGUGGGCCGACAAGCUGGACAGUGGCAUUUUAAACCGACAAUUACUCAUUACGAAGGCGGCGUCAUAUUGCGAGGAUGAAUCUCGCCACGGGCGACUCACUAUCGGCGUCGACCUACAAACAUCAUGGGCGACUCAAACGCCCGCGCCGGUAUACAAUGACACGGGCGACUCAUCGUUGGUGCCGCCUUACAAUGACGCGACCAACUCUCAUGACCGCACGAUUAAGGCGGCUUACAAUGACGCGGCCAACUCUCAUGUCCGCGUGAACCAAGACGGCUUAUAA